AUGGCUUCGAACGACUUCAGUUUGUCCUCCAGUUUGGAUUCUGAAGUCUUGGAAAUGGAAGAUUACGAGUUGGAAGUCAAAGGUUCGCCAAACUCGAGCUACAUGGCUAGCGACGAGGAAGGCGCGCAAGAGGCAUAUGCCGACGAUCCGCUAGCGGACGAAGAAUGGUACAGAAAAAGCCCGAAAUUGAUAAGUUGCUACGAUAAUGGCACUCCCGUCGAUGCAAUCAACAAGUGCGAGUUUGUUGUUGUCAACAUCCAAAUUGUUACAUCUACAUUUUCAUGCCCUAAAUAUUAUUUCCAUGUGAAUUUCAUUAGCAGGUGUCAGUGUGGAAAUUGUGACCUUCAGUUUUUGCAAAAUAUCAGCAAGUGUUACUGCUGUUGUGAGCUGGAGGGAUGCGUGGAAGCUCUGACAAGCGACCUGGUGCUUCAAGACCUUCCUGAAGACGCCAAGCUUAUGUGCAUUACUCAGCAUCCAGGCUUUAACCCUGUCUGCCUGCAGAAAUGGAGCCUGCGGUUGGCAUCACACAAGUACAGGACAAAAGGAAAGAAAAAAUAUGGCCAGACAGUAUCAGAGGAAAGUUUUCUAAGAAGUGUGACCUAUCGAGAGUUUUCUCGCCUGGUCUAUGGAUUAUUGGGGAACAGGAGGAUACCCUUGCCUACAUGUGCAUAUGCUGCAAUAAGGAGAACAUUUCCAUGUGGCAAGGAUGAAGAAUUUACUGGAUUCAAUCUUGACGAGGAGGUUGACUAAAUAAUGACUGAAUAAUAUAGACUUAAUAUAUAGAUAAUUUUAAUUCCUUUUCUAGGGGUUUCUUCUGACUUGUUUGGUGUAUAGCAAGGCUAUUAUUGUUAUAAUCGUAAAAUUAUCCAUUUUGAUUGGUUCUGCAGACUGGGUGCCCAAUAACCCAUACCAAUUACAACCUCUUGGAAUUGGAUACCUGUAAUUCUACACCUAUGCCAUUUGCACAUCAAUCACGUCCACUUAAAUGGGUUCUUCCUUGCUAUUUUCCCACUGUUUGUAAAACCAAUUGAACAUAACGUUAGUUUUUCCACAUAGGACUUCCUACCUCAAAUUUUGUUAAUGAUAUGAUUAAUUAUUAAUUGGACCUUAUGUCGUACGAUUCAGAGAGUAUUCAUGCUUGUAAGUUCAAAUCAGCCUUUCGCCUUGCCAAAACAGCUCAAUGGGUCUACCACUAGAGAUCUUCACUUCAGGUGAUCUGGAUUGUUACUAAAUAUGAACUGUAACUUGUAUCAGGCAUUUAUUUUUUCAAAGAAGGUGACAAAAUACAAAAAUAUAAAUGUAAAGAGAACCACAUGAAAUCAGUCAUAGAUGUUUACGUGAUUAUUUUAGACAAGUGAUUAAAAUGCAGACAACUAUGAUUGUUUCUUCUGAUUCUUUGGACAAGUGGAAACUUUGCUGUGUCCUUUCAUGGGGUGUCUGCAUAGGGAACGCCUCUUAGGUGUUUUGGAUGCUGUCCUUGGCUGGUUUCCUUGUUCUGGCUCUUGAACUUCUGAUACUGAAACAUAACAAAAAUUUCAACAUUCGUUUUCACCAAACAUAAAUUGACAGUAACCUUUUGGUAUCCUUGAAGUAAAAUGAAUUCAGGGUAACCAAAAUGGGUUGUGAGAGAUAACUAUGUUUAGAGGUAACAGGUUCAAGCAUAUAUGGGAUUUUUUCCGAAAAUGUAAUAUUGCAUUGGAGUUAUGUUUCAAAUCCUUGACACAGACAAAAAGAUCAAUAAUUUUUGUAUGUAACAGCACAUGCUUGAUACACAUGUACAGUGAAAAGUAAAACCACAAGACCAACAAAAUAGAUGUUAGAAUGUGGCUGCUGAUACCUGGUGUGGUAGCGGGUACAUUUUCUGUUAUCUUUUUACUCCUGUCAAUUUUUUUCUUCACUGCACUUGAUUUGGAUUCCUUCUCCAGCAUAGUGUUCAUAGGAGGAGGUGUCAUAUCCUUUAACUUGUCUGCAGCACCUUUCAAUUCCUCUUUGGUGGCUGUCAGAAAUGUUUGAAAAAUUUCUUCCACAUAAUCUACAUUGUAAUGGAAAGUGAGAAAAAAAAAGGGAAAAAUGAAGGAAAGAUAUUUUGAUAGUUCUAAUUUUUUAUUACAUGGAGAGAUCGAUAUGACAAGUAUGUGAUAACUAUCAGGCCAUUUCACUAGGCAGACUCACCAAAGUUCUGGGAUACUCUGACAUUCCUCACAGUCGCUUCGCCAUUCUUAAACGUUGGAUAUGUAAAUUUUAUCUGCUCAGCAUCAUCAGCAUUCUUUUGGCACUCCCUUUGCAGGUUAAAGUUAAAAUGUACUGCAGCGAGAAUAUGCCUAUGGGGAAAACACAUAUCUAUUGUAAGUGUUUUGUAAAGUGCUCCAACCAUUCUUCUAUUUUAAUAUCAUUUUGGGCUAACAUAUUUUUUAACCAGAGAAUCAGGCUAAGGUUGGAACCAAUGGAUGUGGAACUGAAGCAAAAUUGGGGCUGAAGAAGAACCAGGCUCAGAACACAGACCAGACCCUAUUCACCUUCACCUGUCCCCUGGCGCCAAGUUGGCGCAUAGGGCCUCAGACCCUAUUCAGCAACAAACCUAAA
Messenger RNA from Orbicella faveolata, 2583 nucleotides. RefSeq lists its product as uncharacterized. The record is from RefSeq and is a predicted model, not a curated record. Lineage: Eukaryota; Metazoa; Cnidaria; Anthozoa; Scleractinia; Merulinidae.